AUGCGGUACUCCUGUGUCCUUUUGCUUCUGGCCACCGUUGCCUGUUGUCUGUUGAUCCCACAGAUUAGCGCCACCACCACCACUACCACUGCUUCUGCUACCACCACCACUUCCGCCUCGGCCACCACUACCACCGCGGCCACCACAACCACUACCACAGCUGCGACCACAACCACCACGUCCUCCUCCACAAAGAAAAAAAAAAAGAGGAGGAUAAGACGCUAUAAUCAUAUCGAACGUAGAGCAAAUAAGAAACGCAUUAUCCAUAGGCACCAUUCCGACGGAGAUAGCUCCGACGAUCGCACCAGCACACGCAACCGUCGUCGUCGCCGCAGCAGCAGCAGCAGCAGCAGCAGUGGCAGCACCAGUAGCCGCAGAAGCCGAAGCAGUGUCAACAGUCGGAGCAGCCGCAGAAGAUCCCGACGUGCCUGGCGUCUGUAG
This is a messenger RNA of Drosophila santomea, 441 nucleotides long. It is a transcript of the gene ng3, whose product is annotated as protein new-glue 3. The transcript has a single exon. The coding region runs from base 1 to 441 and encodes 146 amino acids. The record is from RefSeq and is a predicted model, not a curated record. Lineage: Eukaryota; Metazoa; Arthropoda; Insecta; Diptera; Drosophilidae.